This is a messenger RNA of Oncorhynchus gorbuscha (pink salmon), 925 nucleotides long. RefSeq names its product huntingtin-like. Lineage: Eukaryota; Metazoa; Chordata; Actinopteri; Salmoniformes; Salmonidae. The transcript has 5 exons. The record is from RefSeq and is a predicted model, not a curated record. Gene Ontology annotation, cellular component: nucleus; cytoplasm. Bases 344 to 925 code for a protein of 193 amino acids.
ACUUCCUUGUGAUUCUGUCCGGGCGCAUCGAAGAUGGCUUUGAGUGUGGAUGGUAGUGGCGACAUCAACCAGCGUCCUAAUUCAUUCACCGAGGCUAUUGUAAAGAAAUAAAGGAUUAUCUUGCGUCGAUAAGUGAAGUCGGAGAGGCGGCAGAAAAAGUAGUCGCGAGUAGCGUUCAUACGCUCGUCGUACUACGGACGGUUCGCUUCCCGGUGCGUGUUUUUUUUUUUUUUUUUGCUCUCCCCCCUGGUUGAUUCCGAUAGCUAACUAACUGACACUUAAACGACAAAUUGUGUAAAUAUUAUCCACAGCUAAGCUAACCUAACCACUGCUGGUUAAAAAAAUGGCCACCAUGGAUAAAUUAAUGAAGGCCUUUGAAUCUCUCAAGUCUUUCCAACAACAACAGGGACCGCCGACGGCCGAGGAGACGGCUCAAAAACAGAAGAAAGAGCUGGCCACCACCAAAAAGGACAGAGUGGCCCACUGCAUGACCAUAUGUGAGAACAUCAUAGCCCAGUCUCUGAGAACGUCUCCGGAGUUCCAGAAGCUUCUGGGCAUCGCCAUGGAGAUGUUCUUGCUGUGCAGCGACGACAGAGAGUCGGACGUCAGGAUGGUGGCAGACGAGUGCCUGAACAAAAUCAUCAAAGCGCUGAUGGACUCCAACCUGCCCAGACUGCAGCUGGAGCUCUACAAAGAAAUUAAAAAGGAUUUCAGCACUCGUGACGCUCAACAACAACAAAAAAAGCCGUUCCCCAUCCACCCAAUCACCCAAUCACUGCUGACAACGGCCCUAGCCUCGUCCUUAUUGGUGCCUCCACCCAAUCACGACGGCCCGAGCCUCGUCCUUAUUGGUGCCUCCACCCAAUCACAACUGACGACGGCCCGAGCCGCGUCCUUAUUGGUGCCUCCACCCAAUCACAACUGA